Messenger RNA from Suillus subalutaceus, 1852 nucleotides. RefSeq names its product phosphoribosyltransferase-like protein. Lineage: Eukaryota; Fungi; Basidiomycota; Agaricomycetes; Boletales; Suillaceae. Gene Ontology annotation, cellular component: cytoplasm. The coding region runs from base 181 to 1755 and encodes 524 amino acids. The record is from RefSeq and is a predicted model, not a curated record. Gene Ontology annotation, biological process: purine nucleotide biosynthetic process; purine nucleobase biosynthetic process. Gene Ontology annotation, molecular function: amidophosphoribosyltransferase activity. The transcript is spliced from 10 exons.
CCCUAGGGGGUGGGUGUUUGAGUGAUACACGAUAAUAGCUAGGCAUAUUUUCGUGUAAUUGCAAUUUCAACGCAUCCCCUCGAGGAAUACAUUAGCCCAGCGGACGGUGACCGUAUAAAGGCUAGUGGCACUACUGCAGCUGCAGAAGUUGAGGUUGAAGGAAGAUAAUUUCCUUCCUUCAUGAAUUGGAGUCUUGGACUGUGUGGUAUUCUAGGGUUACUGCUCCAUAAUGCAUCGGCGGAUGCAGCACCAGAGAUUUCUGAAGGUCUUUCCUUGCUGCAGCACAGAGGACAGGAUGCAUGUGGCAUCGAUGAGAAGGCCAUCGCAAAAUUAAUUGGAGGUAUGGGUGUUGGCCAUGUUCGUUACCCAACUGCUGGUAGCUCGGACCACGCCGAAGCACAGCCGUUUUACGUUAAUUCACCGUAUGGUAUUGUAUUCGCCCACAAUGGGAACCUCAUAGACAGUCCUUCGCUCUUGCAAUAUAUGGAUGCCACCGCACACAGACAUAUAAACACUUCAUCUGAUUCGGAACUUUUACUCAACCUUUUCGCGGACAAUCUCCAGAAGACAGGCAAAUUCCGUAUCAAUGAAGAUGACAUUUUCACUGCCAUAGGAGGUCUGAUGAGGCAGUGCAAAGGCGCAUAUGCGUGUGUCGCAAUGCUUGCUGGCUUCGGUAUCAUUGCAUUCAGAGAUCCGAAUGGCAUAAGACCAGUUGGCAUGGCUUCCAGAAGGACCAAUACUGGAAGAGACUACCUCUUUGCAAGCGAGAGCAUUGUCGCUGAUGCUUUGGGCUUUAGUGAAUGGGAGGAUGUGAAGCCUGGCGAAGCAGUGAUCAUCACUCGCUCAGGGGUUUCCAAGAAACAAGUUGCAGCUCAUGCGACCUUUGCACCAGAUAUUUUUGAAUUUGUCUACUUCGCUCGCCCUGAUUCUGUGCUUGACGGCAUCAGCGUUUACCGCAGUCGAAUGGCUAUGGGCGAUGCGCUUGCUGUUGAAGUUGAGAGGGUUUUGAAGGAGCGUGGCAUCACAGUGGAUGUCGUCAUCCCAGUUCCUGAUACGUCUCGUGUUGCAGCUUUGAACCUUGCUCAGAAACUCAACUUACCUUACCGAGAGGCCUUAAUCAAGAAUCGCUAUGUUGGCAGGACAUUCAUUAUGCCAGGUCAACAGAUGAGACGGAAGAAUGUCAGGAGGAAAUUGAACGCCAUGGCCUUGGAGUUCUCUGGGAAGAAUGUUCUCCUUGUUGAUGAUUCCAUCGUUCGCGGCACCACCUCAGAAGAGAUUAUCCAGAUGGCAAAGGAUGUCGGCGCAAAAAAGGUCAUCAUCGCGAGCUGCGCCCCGCCUAUACGGCACUCGAAUGUCUAUGGCAUCGAUAUGCCAUCAAGGACAGAGCUCGUUGCAUAUGGACGCAACACUGAAGAGAUAGCCGAGGCCAUUGGGGCAGAUCUUGUCGUGUUUCAGACUCUUCCCGACCUCAUCGCAUCUGUGCGACAGUUCAACCCAUCUAUUUCGACAUUUGAUUGUUCCGUAUUCACAGGAGAGUACGUUACCGGUGGUGUCAAUGAGGACUAUUUGCACCGAUUGGAGUCGCUUCGUGGAGACAACGUCAAAAACAAGGUGGCAGUGAACUUGCGGGAAGGCCAAAGUGAGGGCGAUAGGGUCAACGGAUUCCACACUCGAGUGAACCUGGUGGCAUCCGGCGGUCCGAUCAACGGCGCGGACGAUACAGUCGGCUUGCACAAUACUUGGAAUAUUAGUUGAUAGUUACCCUGGUUUCUUUUUCUUCAGUAAACACCGAGUAGAGUACAAUAUAUUCCCUGUCUCAUAGAUAGAUAAAUAAAUAGAUUGUGUUGCCUAG